AUGAGCUUGGUUGCCCAAGGUGAUUUUGACGAAGUUAUUCCAUCACUUAACGAUGCCUUGAUGCGACAUGAUUUUGAGCAUUUGCGGGAAAAAUUUUUUGCCGCUCUCUCUGCGGGAACUUACUCAUCUUGGGAUAUGCUAUCUUGGAUACUUGGUCGAAUUGAUGAUACAAGUAUUACUCCUUCUUUAGAGCUGGAAAUUUUUUUUAAUGAGGCUGUUGAGUUGCUAUCCGAGUCCCUAACUACGAAAGAAUUUGUGCUGGUUCUUCUUGGAGAAAUAGAAUCCAGUCAGGGUCUUCGUGUGGUGACCUUUUCUCUUCCUUUCCUUGAAAAAUACGAAUCGUUGCCGAUUUUCCACAACUUCCUUCGUGUUCUGCAUCUUUGCUCUGAUGGACUCUACUCUCAAUGUUAUGAAAUCUUCCGGCACGUUCUUGUAAAUUCUGACAUUGGUUCACCUCCCUCUAAGUUCACUGAUGCCAACAGAGCUUGGUUACAUGUCCUGGGUUUGUGCCUUACAUCGGAUUCUGAACGCCCUUAUUGGCCUACCGUCCUAACCAAAAAACACCAAUUAACUUUUUUUGUGUCUGUUUCAUCUCCCUACGUCCAGAAAAUUGCAGACACUCUAGCUAAAGGUUCUCCUUUAUCUAUCCUUCAAGUUAAAAGCCUAAUUCGGACUCAGGAACAUAUUCUUUGCUUGGCUUCCAAGGUCCAUGCGUGUCUCACCACUGAUUGGUGGAGUCCUUUUCCUACGUCACUGAUAAAAAACCUUGAGUCCAUCUCGAAGCAUCCCAUAUCCUCGGUAAAGCUUCCAGUAGAAGUAAAGAAUUGCAUUUCAGUCAUUGAAUCUCUUCUAUCGGCUUCGUCGAUCACUGCUCGUUGUCAGGUAUUUUCCGGUCUUGUUAGCCGAUCACUUGAACCAUUCCACUGUGGAAUUCGGGCUCAUGUGAUUACACUCUUUAAGGAUUUUCUUCACAAGACAUGGCUGAAGGUGCAGGAUAUUGGACUAGGUGCACUAAUUCUUGAGGAACAGCACCUUGGUGAAGUCAAUGUAACCCUGCCCUUUGAUUCCUCCUACCUUCGCGCAAUGUGCGACAGCAUAUUUCAGUAUCCACUGCCAAACUGUGACAAUUCUGUCUAUGACCAAUUCAGUUGGCUAAUGGCAGCCCUUAAUUUGGCUAUCUACGUGAGCAUUCGCACAAAAUCCGUGUCAGCUGUGCCUUGUACCGAUGAGGUUAAACAGAUCGCUAGAAACGUAAGCCUUGCGUUCAGUCGUCCAGAUGCUAAAGGAAAAAGCACGAUGAGAACACACUUUCUUGACCCACUUGUCUCUGAUGUUGUGUCCGUGUCCAAUAGGUAUAAGAUGGCGGAGCGCGAAUACGCCGAAAAGCCUGAUCCCUCAACAAUUGCUCCCGGCGCACCAAGCCUUCAAGAGUGCCAGAUCAAUUUACUCCGAUUUCGAUUGCUUAUGGACACUAUCUCCCGUGUUGGGGAAUUCCCUGUUAACUAA
This is a messenger RNA of Mesocestoides corti, 1506 nucleotides long. Lineage: Eukaryota; Metazoa; Platyhelminthes; Cestoda; Cyclophyllidea; Mesocestoididae. The record is from the annotation of a GenBank genome assembly.